Nycticebus coucang (slow loris) is the source of this 9433-nucleotide messenger RNA. It is a transcript of the gene ARHGEF12, whose product is annotated as Rho guanine nucleotide exchange factor 12. The transcript has 41 exons. Gene Ontology annotation, molecular function: GTPase activator activity; guanyl-nucleotide exchange factor activity; G protein-coupled receptor binding. The coding region runs from base 847 to 5472 and encodes 1541 amino acids. NCBI's taxonomy places the organism in Eukaryota, Metazoa, Chordata, Mammalia, Primates, Lorisidae. Gene Ontology annotation, cellular component: cytoplasm. Gene Ontology annotation, biological process: G protein-coupled receptor signaling pathway; Rho protein signal transduction. The record is from RefSeq and is a predicted model, not a curated record.
CAGAACCCGGCGAACCGGCCCUGCGCGGGGAGUAGCCGCCGCCGCCUCCGGGGCCGAGGCUCCCAGGCCGGGCUGGACUGGAAUCUCCCGCCCCUCGCGGGAACCGCCGCCUACCGGAGCGUUGGGGAGGAGCCGCCGCCGCCUCUCCCGACUGCGGAAGAGUCCGGGCCUGAAAGGGAUGGGGAGCAGCCCACGGCGCUGAGAGAGCCGGGUCCCUGUCACCUCGGGCUGCAGGACCCCUCCUCUGGCGCCCGCAGGUUGUCUCGGCGCGCGGAGCCUGGUGGGGGCGGCGAGGAAGACUAAAGGGGUCCCUGGGCCGGGGGAUAUGGAACCGCGCGGGCCCGGCGCGGGACGUCCCGAGACGCGGCCGAGGCUGCGGCCACGAGCUGCCGGCAGCCCCAGAUAGACAGCCGGGACGAGCGGGCCCCGGCCCUACCGCGGCGGGAGAUCGAGGUCCCGAGACCCCCGUAGAGGAGCCGACACCCGUCCCUGUGCUGAUCCCGCCCCAGCCACGGAGGGAUUCCCGGGUCCCCUUCCCACGUCUCGCGGACUUCUCUUACUCUGAGCAAGUUUUCUCCGCGUACCUUCUGGAGGAUUUAUCACUGGCUCUGGGACUUGCUUUCUGGCUGACUUUAUCAGCUCGUUUUGGGCGAUCACUUGUUUUGCUCCAUCCCGCAUCCUUUGACCCCUUCCAAUCGGAUGUUCUAGAUGACUGAAUGGAGUUUUGAGUUGGACUUUUGUGUCCCUGACGGAGUUGGGCCUGAUCCCAGAGCACUGGGGGUGGGGUGGAGGAGUUACUGUAAAAUGCAAGUUGGAUAAAAGGAGGACCUCUCGCCAAGGGCCCCAAUGAGUGGCACACAGUCUACUAUCACCGACAGGUUUCCCCUCAAAAAACCUAUAAGGCAUGGAAGUAUUUUGAACCGAGAGUCACCAACAGAUAAGAAGCAGAAAGUCGAGCGCAUUGUAUCACAUGAUUUUGAUCCUGCAGAUAGCUCCUCCAAGAAGACAAAGUCUAGUUCAGAGGAGAGUAGAUCCGAGAUAUAUGGUCUUGUUCAGCGUUGUGUAAUAAUCCAGAAAGAUGACAAUGGAUUUGGGCUGACGGUCAGUGGAGACAAUCCAGUCUUCGUACAGUCUGUCAAAGAAGAUGGAGCAGCCAUGCGGGCUGGAGUACAGACAGGUGAUCGAAUCAUCAAGGUGAACGGGACUCUGGUGACUCAUUCAAACCAUUUGGAGGUGGUGAAGCUAAUCAAAUCUGGUUCCUAUGUAGCUCUCACUGUUCAGGGACGCCCACCUGGGUCGCCCCAGUUUCCACUUGCUGACUCUGAAGUAGAGCCAUCAGUCACUGGACAUAUGUCUCCCAUCAUGACAUCCCCUCAUUCACCUGGAGCAUCUGGGAAUAUGGAGAGAAUCACUAGUCCUGUGCUUAUGGGGGAGGAAAACAACGUGGUUCAUAACCAGAAAGUAGAAAUUCUGAGAAAAAUGUUACAAAAAGAACAAGAACGGCUACAGUUAUUACAGGAAGAUUACAACCGAACACCUGCCCAAAGAUUGCUAAAAGAGAUCCAAGAGGCCAAGAAACACAUUCCUCAGCUGCAAGAGCAGUUAUCCAAAGCCACAGGCUCUGCUCAGGAUGGAGCUGUAGUUAUACCCUCGAGGCCUUUAGGUGACACCCUAACGGUGAGUGAGGCAGAAGCAGAUGCUGGAGAUGGACUGGGCAGGACUGACAGUAGCAGUGGGGAUGCUUCUCGGCCCAGCAGUGACAAUGCUGAUAGUCCCAAGAGUGGCCUGAGAGAGAAGAUUUAUCUAGAGGAAAACCCAGAGAAAAGUGAAACCAUUCAGGACACUGACACUCAAUCACUCGUUGGAAGUCCUUCAACCCGUAUAGCACCUCAUAUUAUUGGAGCAGAGGAUGAUGAUUUCGGUAGUGAGCAUGAACAGAUCAAUGGGCAGUGCAGCUGUUUUCAGAGCAUUGAACUGCUAAAAUCUCGCCCGGCUCACUUGGCUGUUUUCUUACACCAUGUAGUUUCACAGUUUGACCCUGCAACCUUGCUCUGUUACCUCUAUUCAGACCUGUAUAAACAGACCAAUUCUAAGGAAACGCGUCGCAUCUUCCUGGAGUUUCAUCAAUUCUUCUUGGAUAGAUCUGCACACCUGAAAGUUUCUGUUCCUGAGGAAAUAUCUGUGGAUCUAGAAAAAAGACGACCUGAACUUAUUCCUGAGGAUCUACAUCGUCACUAUAUCCAAACUAUGCAAGAAAGAGUUCACCCAGAAGUUCAGAGGCACUUGGAAGAUUUUCGGCAGAAACGUAGUAUGGGACUGACCUUGGCUGAAAGCGAGCUGACUAAACUUGAUGCAGAACGAGACAAGGACCGGGUCACUUUGGAGAAGGAGCGUGCAUGUGCAGAACAGAUUGUUGCCAAAAUUGAAGAAGUAUUGAUGACAGCUCAGGCUGUAGAAGAAGAUAAAAGUUCCACCACGCAGUAUGUUAUUCUCAUGUACAUGAAGCAUUUGGGAGUAAAAGUGAAAGAACCUCGAAAUUUGGAGCACAAGCGAGGUCGGAUUGGAUUUCUUCCAAAAAUCAAGCAAAGUAUGAAAAAAGAUAGAGAGGGUGAAGAAAAAGGGAAGCGAAGAGGAUUCCCUAGCAUCCUGGGACCGCCACGGAGACCAAGCCGUCAUGACAACAGUGCAAUUGGCAGAGCCAUGGAACUACAGAAGGCACGCCACCCUAAGCACUUGUCUGCGCCCUCGUCUGUGAGUCCUGAGCCUCAGGAUUCUGCUAAGUUGCGCCAGAGUGGCUUAGCAAAUGAAGGAGCAGACACUGGAUACCUGCCUGCUAAUUCCAUGUCUUCUGUAGCUUUAGGGGCCACUCUUUCCCAGGAAGGAGGUAAAGAGAAUGAUACAGGAUCCAAGCAAGCUGGAGAAACACCAGCUUCUGGAGACUCCUUAGAUGGCACACCUCGUACUCCCAAUGCUGUCUUUGAAUUCCCACCUCCUUCGUUAGACCAAGUACAGGAGGAAGAAUAUGAAGUAGAGAGGGUGACUGAACAUGGGACACCAAAGCCCUUUCGAAAGUUUGACCCCAUAGCUUUUGGAGAAAGUCAAAGUGAGGAUGAACAAUUUGAAAAUGACUUAGAGACAGAUCCACCUAACUGGCAGCAGCUUGUUAGUCGGGAAGUGUUACUGGGACUAAAACCUAGUGAGAUCAAGAGACAGGAAGUGAUUAAUGAAUUGUUCUACACUGAAAGAGCUCAUGUUCGAACACUUAAGGUUCUUGAUCAAGUGUUCUAUCAGCGAGUGUCUAGAGAAGGAAUUCUGUCACCUUCAGAACUACGAAAGAUUUUUUCAAACUUGGAAGAUAUUCUUCAACUUCAUAUUGGGUUAAAUGAGCAGAUGAAGACUGUUCGAAAGAGAAAUGAGACCUCUGUUAUUGAUCAGAUUGGGGAAGAUUUGCUGACCUGGUUCAGCGGACCAGGAGAGGAGAAGUUGAAACACGCUGCUGCUACCUUCUGCAGUAACCAACCUUUUGCCCUGGAAAUGAUCAAGUCUCGUCAGAAAAAGGAUUCUCGAUUUCACACUUUUGUGCAAGAUGCUGAGAGUAACCCACUGUGUCGUCGUCUUCAGCUAAAAGAUAUCAUUCCUACCCAAAUGCAGAGGCUUACUAAGUACCCACUUCUACUGGAUAAUAUCGCCAAAUACACAGAAUGGCCAAUGGAAAGGGAGAAGGUGAAGAAAGCUGCAGAUCAUUGUCGACAAAUCUUAAAUUAUGUAAAUCAGGCUGUUAAAGAGGCAGAAAACAAACAGCGCUUAGAAGACUAUCAGCGCCGCCUUGAUACCUCCAAUCUGAAGCUGUCAGAAUACCCAAAUGUUGAAGAGCUCAGGAAUUUGGAUUUAACAAAAAGGAAAAUGAUUCAUGAAGGGCCAUUGGUUUGGAAGGUGAAUAGAGAUAAAACUAUUGAUCUAUACACUUUGCUCCUGGAAGACAUUCUUGUAUUGUUACAGAAACAGGAUGAUAGACUGGUAUUAAGGUGUCACAGUAAGAUUCUGGCAUCUACAGCUGAUAGCAAGCACACUUUUAGCCCGGUCAUUAAGUUGAAUACAGUGUUGGUUCGACAAGUAGCAACAGAUAACAAAGCUUUAUUCGUCAUUUCCAUGUCAGACAAUGGAGCCCAAAUUUAUGAACUGGUGGCACAGACAGUUUCUGAAAAGACUGUUUGGCAGGACCUAAUCUGUCGAAUGGCUGCAUCAGUGAAGGAGCAAUCCACAAAGCCAAUUCCGUUACCACAGUCACCACCUGGAGAAGCAGACAAUGACGAAGAAGAACCUUCAAAAUUGAAAGUAGAACAUCAUGGCAUUUCAGUCCCUGGUCUGCAGAGUCCAGAUAGAGAUUUGGGAUUAGAAUCUCACUUAAUAUCAAAACCUUCAUCUCAUUCACUGAGUACCUCUGGGAAGGUAAGCGAUCUCUUUGUGGCUGAGAGACAGUUUGCAAAGGAGCAGCAUGCAGAUGGAACGCUAAAGGAAGUUGGAAUAAAUUAUCAAAUUGCAAUCCCCGAUCCACACUUGUCUGUUUCAGAAGAACGGUGGGCAUUGGAUGCAUUAAGGAAUUUGGGUUUGUUGAAACAGUUGCUGAUUCAACAGCUAGGUUUGACUGAGAAGAGCACUCAGGAAGAUUGGCAACAUUUCCCAAGUUACAGGACAGCCUCUCAUGGGGUACAGGCAGACAGUGGACUCCAGAUCUCUGAAAAUCCUAAGGUCUAUCAUCCUGGUGAAGAACAGAUCCCCUUUAGAACUGGAACUGGUGACAUUGCAACUUAUGAUAGUCCACGGACCUCAACUGAAUCUUCUGCUCCACGGGAUUCAGUGGUACUGGCAUCCCAAGAUAGCCAGGCAAGUAACAUUUUAGUAAUGGACCACAUGAUUAUGACCCCAGAGCUGCCUACCACAGAACCAGAAGGGGGUCCUGAUGAGAGUGGAGAGCACUUUUUUGAUGCCCGUGAAGCACAUAGUGAUGAUAAUCCAUCAGAAGGUGAUGGAGCAGUUAAAAAGGAAGAGAAGGAUGUUAAUUUACGCAUCUCAGGAAACUAUUUGAUCCUUGAUGGCUAUGACACAGUGCAGGAGAGUUCCACAGAUGAAGAGGUUGCUUCCUCACUGACCCUGCAACCCAUGACAGGCCUCUCCUCUACGGACUCCAUCCACCAGCAACCACAUUCUCCCCCAAAUGCUCAUUCUGAUGGGGCAGUCUCACCAUUCACCCCAGAAUUCCUGAUCCAGCAGCGCUGGGGAGCUAUGGAGGAUUCCUGUUUUGAGAUCCAUAGUCCCUCCUCUUGUGCAGAUUCACAAAGCCAGAUCAUGGAGUACAUUCAUAAGAUAGAGGCUGACCUUGAACACUUAAAGAAGGUGGAGGAAAGUUACACCAUUCUUUGCCAAAGGCUGGCUGGAUCAGCCCUCACAGAUAAGCACUCAGAUAAAAGUUAGAGCCGUGUGUCCUGGAGGUGACUGCAGGUUGUUGGAUUUUGAGCAUCGGCCUUGUCUCAUCACAUCCUGGCUCCAGUGUGGAUGCAGAGAGAGUUCGUGACAGAGGAUCUGCCCGUGAACCACCUGGGGUUAGCCAUGUCCCAAGGUGCCCAGAGCGGGACUAAUUCUUCACAGUGUGGCAGCUGCACUAGUCUGUCAGUGAGGGAAUAUCCAUUCUCUCACUCUCCUCUCCUCACUAUUGAAAAUUCAUUUUGAUUCAGAACAAAAACCAAAUGUAUAGAGCUUUGGGUGUAGGAUAUAAAAUUGUACUUAGACAUAAGGAAAAGAGAAAAUCAGAUGUAUUUAUUUGACUUCAUUCCGUAUUUGAAAGCACAUUUUAAUUUUUAUUUUGCCUUGUUUUGUUCUAAUUGAGUAGUGAGAGUUUUAGCUCUUUGUAUUUAGUACACCCAAGGAUCAGUUGCUCCCGAAGCAAAGAGGUCAGGAUGGGGUAUUAGGAGGUGGGGUAGAGAGGUGUGGAGGAAGUGGGAAGAGGGAGGGAGGAGCGUCUUGUCUUCAUGAGACUCUACUCCAUCCCCUCAUCUGUCUGGCAGGCUGCUUUUUUGAGGGUGUGGCUCUUGGAGCUCAGGACUUGAGCUGUGUGCUGCCCAGUGGUCCAGAGUAGUUGGGCUUCCUCCCACCCUGAGGCAAGUGCCUCCUCUCUAGCUAGUGGGAUGGGAUCAACCCCCCACUAACAGGAACCUCAGUGCACUAACUAGCAGGCACUUGAAAAUGGGUGUGUUUUCUUCUGUCGUUGUCUUUUCUAUUGAGGGUUGGGGUUUGGGAGGGAGAGGAAAGCAAAUUUUAUUUUCUUGACUAUAAAUUUGUUAUUCUUUGGUAUUGUUUCAUUUUUUAUAAUUAUACAUUAGACAUUGGCACUUGUGAAAAACUGCCCCUGCAGACUGAGCAGGAAGUAAAAACAAAUAGAAAUGCUUCAGAUGGUGGCAGGAAGGGUGGGAUGGGAGUAGAGUUCAGGAAGGUUAUCUGACGAAUCACUACUGAGUCGAACCAUGGCUUCAUUGGCCACGGGUACUGCUGAUUAUAAGGCCAGUAAAAUUUUUAGUACCUGGAGGUUUGACUCUUAAUUUUUGCACUGAUGGUGCCAAAGGGCUCUGAGUCAAAAAGGGAGCCAAGGGUGGAGCGCGGAAAGAUGUGGUGGAGGGAGCAGAACUGCUCACGCCAUCUCCAGAAACACUUCCUCUGACUUCGCUCCUGUAGCUCUUUCCACACUGGGCCGUGAGUGACCUUAAAAAUUGCAGACCAGAACAUACACUGGACACUGUAGGCAAGGUGUUGGUAACUGCCUGCUCUAGAACAAUGAGUAGUAUGGGCAGCACCCUGCAGAGGAUAAAUGUUUCAGAAUUGUAACUUGAGAACUCCAGUUACAUUGGCUUUCUGUGGUUUUCUUUGUGCAUUAGGUAUAUAUGUUUUGGAAUAUUUUUGCCAACUAAAAUGAAAUCUGUAAAUUCUGUCAAUAAACAAGGAGUUCAUCCAUUGCUCACAUGUAGUGCCCUCUGAACUCUGUGGGUUGCCAGGAUGUUUUUUUCUUCCCUGCAGUCCAAUUAAAAAAAAGAUUUUUCUCACCCCAAAUGGUAAGGAUUCCCACCAACUUUUACAAACACCACUGCAACUUAACAAGCUUAUUUAUCUGUGUAAAGAUUCUUGUUUCAAAGAAUCAGUCCUUUCAAAACUGAUCUCUUUUUUUAGGUAGAUCAAGUUGGAUCUUUGGACCUCAUCUAUAAAUUGGAAUUAUAUUUUUAGUCAUAAACCAAGUAUUUAACUCAGAAUGAGAUUAAAAAUUUUAGAAGCAGAAACUGAUAUAUAAAUGAUGCUUGAAACUUGGAACUUCCAUAUGUCUUAGGAGGAACAAAUAAAAACCAAAUGGUUAUAUUGUGCUGCUAGAAAUAAUGUAGUCACUCCUAUCUAAAAGGGUUACACCUGUAGCCACUUGACACUAACGCCACCAGGUGACAAUUAAUCAGGAGAAAAGUAAACAUAAUAAAACUUGCACCAUAACUUCAGACACUACAGGGUAAUUACGUAAUUCUCUAGCACUCAAUUAAGAAACUUCUAGGUUAGCAAAGCUUCAGUUUCUUUUCUAGCUCAAAGAGUAUCUUGUCCUUAGUAAUUAUUUGCUUUUCUUUUCCUACCAUUUAAUGUCUCUUUAGAACUCUUAUAAGGUUAAUUGGAAAAAUACUUUGAACAUAGCUCUAGUACUUCCAAAUAAAUUCAUAUCUAGAUUUUCAAACAAAGCCCCAGGGUGAAGUCUAAUUCUGAAAAGAUUUCAAAUUUUUGAGUGUUCUUUUCUCUUACCAGUGUAACUUCUUCCCUUCUUCCUCCCAUCCUGGCUUCCCACACCUUUUAUUUCAUUUUAGCUGUUAUAAUCACAUCCAUUUGACCUUAGCAUUAUAUGUCUCUUUCAGAAUGAUUAAAUUCAUUACUAAUUUUUGUCUAUGAGUGAGACUGGUUGCCAUGAAAGUAUUUUUCUUUAAGUUCUGUGGCUAGAAGUGCAGUUGGAAUCUACUUCUGUGGGUAAAAGGGUAGUAUACAAAGCAACCUUCCCAGCGCAAGAAAUCUGUGUGUUUGCUGUUGAAGUGACCUGCUAUGACACUAAGCUCUCUUCUGGGCUUAAUGCCUCCUUUGCUGUCAAGUGGGAAAUUACAUUUGGAGUGUCUCCUUCCUUUUCAGAGAACAGAGUUAAUCAAGGCAAAUCAGCAAGCCCCCAGAGUGCUAUAAUUUAAAGUCAUUACUGCCUUAGAAGCCAUAUACUUUGCAUACUUUAAAAUCAGCUAACUUGGACUGCUUGUUGAGAUAUGUUGGUGUUUAGAACCUGAAUUUUAGCUAUUUAUUAUAUUGCAUGGGAGAUAUUUUUUAUAAGCUUUUUAGCUUUCUUUUCCCCAAAACAAUUUCUAAGGACGAUUAGUAAGGAUGAGUUCCCUUUUUAAGAGUUUCUUUAUUUGUUUUUUGGGGAGGAAAGGGAGGAGCUACUAUGAUGGCGGAGGAGAAAAGUCCACCUUUUUCUUAUUUUUAGAAGCUAAAGAAAAUAAUUGUACUUCCUGUAAAUUGUCUUUUAUGUGCACCUUGUCUUUGAUGCUAAAUUUGGUGUAUUUCAGUGAGGCUUCCGUAUUUUGAAAUUGAAGCUCUCUUCUCUGCAAUUGGUAUAUGAUGUUAUUUUGAACUACUAGAGCUUUAGGUCAGUAUUUCCUUUCCUGUAUGCCACAGAGGGCAACAUUGAGAACUGUGUGUAUAGGACUUCAAAAUACAAAACUAGUGGGACCUCACAGUCAGCUUCCUGCUGGCUAGUUUUUUGCCCCUGAUAAUUACAAAUUUUUGUUUUCUAAAUCAUGUUUUUUCUGAUGUUUUUAUCCCUUUCCAGCACCAUCUCUUAAGUUGUUCUUUCCUAAAGAAAAGAGUUCUUUUUGCCUGGUUCCCUAUUCCUUCCCCACCGCUACUGAGGGAUUUUGAUAAUAAAUUGGUAGGAAAAAAAAAAGUCCCUCCUAGAAGGAAGCCCUCCCUGCCAUUCCCAGGUGCCAACUGCUAAGCAGAUGUGCUGCAAAAAUGGUAACUGUCAUGUGCACACUGUUGGUUAUUUUUAAUAAGCCUCUUCUUACUAGAACAUUUUAUUUUCCUUGUUCACCAUACAAUCAUGUACUCUUUAACAGAAAUUGCUUUUAAAGAAAAAUCUGGAACUGUCUUUAAAAAACUUUAUUAAUAAUCAUGUAUUUUUACUGAUCACAUUUUGAAAUGCCUAAAAGACUUUAUUGUUCUAAUUAUCCAGAUGUACCUUUGUAAAAUAGCUCUUUUAUGAAUUAGCUGAUAAGGCUGUAUGUUUCUGGAACAAAAUAUUGGUCAUCUAAAAACUUUGUUUUCUGGGGUCUGGGAAAAUAGAAAAUAAGAGUUCAAAUAUUAAAUAAGCUUAAAGGAA